This is a messenger RNA of Pecten maximus, 2862 nucleotides long. Its product is annotated as probable serine/threonine-protein kinase kinY. Gene Ontology annotation, biological process: protein phosphorylation. Lineage: Eukaryota; Metazoa; Mollusca; Bivalvia; Pectinida; Pectinidae. The coding region runs from base 104 to 1087 and encodes 327 amino acids. Gene Ontology annotation, cellular component: plasma membrane. The record is from RefSeq and is a predicted model, not a curated record. Gene Ontology annotation, molecular function: protein kinase activity; ATP binding. The transcript is spliced from 6 exons.
UCAAGUAAGUUGUCAUAAUAAACAAAUAUUUGUAUACAUAAGUGUAAUAAUAAAUAAAUGUAUAUGUGUAUAUUAAUACUGGCUAACUCUCCCAACUUUUCAGAUGUCGGUUCCAGGAGUCCUCCACAAAAAAGAUGCUGCAGAAAGCACAGCUAGUACUCAAGAUAUUGGCACUCAAAUGUCCAUACCAGCAUCCGUCCUGAAUGAUGUUCAUGAAGGUCGUCCAAAUGAGCAGGUACAAAGAUAUCAGAUGGAUGCAAUGAAUCACACUCCGGCCUAUGACUACACAGUACAGCGGAAUGAGAUCCUCCAAAGGCACGCCAAUCUCCCCCUGUUGAAUCAUCAGGAGUUUCAAUUCCUAAAUCUGUUAGGGAAAGGAGCAAAAGGAUCUGUUUAUCUAGCUAUGGCUAACAACACUGUCCCAACAGCAGUAAAGGUGUAUCAUUCAGAAUAUUCCACAAAGCUCCAACAAGACAUUUUAAAUGAAUCAAGUAUUUUGUCAAUUCUGCAGGACACUGGUUUUGUGCCGCGGGUUUAUGGAUUACUUCCCGACCAAUCCGACGUAAGAAAACAUAUGCUUGUACAGGAGUUUUAUGGAAACGGAAGGACACUCUGGUCCAUACUUAAUGGAAGGGACCCAAAUGUUGUUAUUAACACUGAAAUCAAAAUCAAUAUUGCUUACCAGUUGGUGUUUGCACUCAAGGCCAUCCAUGACAAAGACGUCCUGCUGAAUGAUAUCAAAUCUAACAACGUCCUUGUCGACACCAGUACGCCUGACUUCAGAAUAAGAUACAUUGAUUUCGAUCUGGCCACAUUCCAAGGCAGCUAUCAAUAUUCCAUCCAGAGAGGAAACGCCUUCGCAGCCAUUUUUGGAGGGCAAACAUUUUCCUGGCUUGCCCCAGAAGUGAGAAUUGGUGGUCAGACCACACCUCAGUCAGACAUAUACAGUGUGGGAUAUUUGAUAUCCGAGUUGCAGUGCACAGAAUUACAAGAAAUUGUUUUUCUGUGCACUCAGCAAAAACCAUACCAUAGACCUGAACUCAGCAUAAUUUUAAACAUGGUAGAAUUUAUAAUGAGCGUAAACUAGACAUGAACUGUAUGGAAGUGGCUUGUGGUUUUAAGUAAUAAGUUUAUUUUUCACAUUUUCAGUACACUUGUGUGCUUGAAGCUCAUUUUGGAGGUGCUGGUGAUAACCAAUUAAUUAGCUUUACAUAUUUUCGGUACACCUCUGUGCCUUUUUACAUUGCUUUAUGCAUUUUCAGCACACUUUUCUGUGCUUUUAGCCUUCAUUUUAGAGGUGGAUUGUGAUAUUUUGAUAUUCUAAACCGAUAAACUUUAUGCAUUUUCAGCACACUUUUCUGUGCUUUUAAGCCUUUAUUUUGGAGGUGCAUUGUGAUAUUUUGAUAUUUCAAAACAAUAUGCUUUAUGUAUUUUCAGCACACUUUUCUGUGCUUUUAGCCUUCAUUAGGUUGAUUGUGAUAUUUUAAUAUUUUAAACUGAUAAGCUUUAUGCAUUUUCAGCACACUUUUCUGUGCUUUUAACCUUCAUUUUGGAGGUGGAUUGUGAUAUUUUAAUAUUUCAAAACAAUAAGCUUUAUGCAUUUUCAGCACACUUUUCUGUGCUUUUAGCAUACAUUUUUUAGAUGGAUUGUGAUAUUUUGAUAUUUCAAAAUAAUAAGCUUUGUGCAUUUCUAGCACACUUUUGUGCUUUGUGCAUUUCCAGCACAUUUUUUGUGUGCUUGAUACACCUUUAUUUUGGCUUGUGAUAUAUGUAACCAAUAGGCUUUGUACAUUUCCAGCACACUUUUGUGCUUUGUGCAUUUCCAGCACACUUUUGUGCUUUGUACAUUUUCAGCACAUUUUUUGUGUGCUUGAUACACCUUUAUUUUGGCUUGUGAUAUAUGUAACCAAUAGGCUUUGUACAUUUCCAGCACACUUUUGUGCUUUGUGCAUUUCCAGCACACUUUUGUGCUUUGUACCUCCAGUUUGAAGGUAUGUUGUCACCAAAUUUUCCUCAUUGUUAAAGAAAACCUCUGCUAUUCCACCAUUGAUAUAUACUAAGCUUUGAGCAUUUACAGCAAAUCAAUCAUACCUAAUAUAUAUCUUGUGAACAUAUUGAAUUCUGUACAUAAUUGUACAGCCUGCCAACUCAUUCACUUUGUAACUUUCAAUCUGUAUUUAAGUUAAUGUGUACAUGUAUCUGGUGAAAAUUUAACAUAGCUCAAAAUCUACAAAUACAAAUAAUAUAUUUUUUUGUUAAGAUUUUUAUUAGAAUUAAUUCUCAAAUGAACAAACAAACACAUUUGUGUGCUUGAAGCUUCUUAAACUUCUUGUUAGAGGUAGCUUUUGAUAUUUUAAUAUUUCCAACCAAUUUGCUUUAUGAAUAUUUAGCACACUUUUCUGCGCUUUUAACCUUCAUUUUGAAGGUGGUCUGUGAUAUUUUCAAUAAGCUUUAAUGCAUUUUCAGCACACCUUUGUGCUCUGUACCUCAACUUUGAAGGUGUGCUGUCAUAAUUUGGCCAUCAAUAUUGUGUGUAUUUUAAUACUUAAUUUUAUUGAAUUCUGUACAUAAUUUUAUAGCCUGCCACCUCAUUCACUUUGUAACCUUCAAUGAUCAUUUAAGUUAAUGUGUACAUGUAUCUGGAACUUGUAGAAAUUAUGUUUAGUGUGUUAUUUAUACAAAUAUGCAGUAAUUUUUAUAUCGGAAUCAUUUCUCAAAUACACAAACAGAAUUUUCUGAAGGUUUAUAUUUAAUGUCAUCCUGAAUAUGUAUAUUUUUUAUAGAAUAACUUGUAAAGUAUUUUGGAGACAGGGUGGGGACAAAACGUGAUUUACAGAACAGGAUGCGAACCUCUGGCACACU